UUGGUUUGGGCGGCAGGAAGGAGAGCCGCCGCCAUCUUGUUUGUUUGAGUGACUCGGAGAGGGGGGUGGGGGGAGAACCAGGGACAGGGGAGCGGCGGUCCCCCCCCAGCGCCCGCCCGAGCUGACGGAGCCCGCCCUGGGACUCGAGGUUUUCCAUAGACAGUUGGCACAAUGUUCUACGCUCACUUUGUCCUGAGCAAGCGAGGGCCGCUAGCCAAAAUCUGGCUGGCGGCCCAUUGGGAUAAGAAGCUAACCAAAGCCCAUGUGUUUGAGUGCAAUUUGGAAAGCAGUGUGGAGAGCAUCAUCUCACCAAAGGUCAAGAUGGCUCUUCGAACUUCAGGACACCUUUUGCUGGGCGUUGUUAGAAUCUACCACAGGAAAGCCAAAUACCUCCUUGCAGAUUGUAAUGAGGCAUUCAUUAAGAUCAAGAUGGCUUUCCGUCCAGGUGUGGUUGAUUUGCCUGAGGAAAACAGGGAAGCUGCCUACAAUGCUAUCACCUUACCUGAAGAGUUUCAUGAUUUUGACCAGCCUUUACCAGACUUAGACGAUAUUGAUGUGGCACAGCAAUUCAGUUUGAACCAAAGCAGAGUGGAAGAAAUUACCAUGCGAGAAGAAGUGGGCAACAUUAGUAUCCUUCAGGACAAUGACUUUGGAGACUUUGGAAUGGAUGACCGUGAAAUGAUGAGAGAAGACAGUGCAUUUCCUGAUGACAUGCUGGAUAGCACUAGUGCUUCCAACCUUCUCCUGGAGCCUGAACAGAGCACCAGUCAUCUUAAUGAGAAAUCUAAUCACUUGGAGUAUGAAGACCAGUACAAGGACGACAAUUUUGGAGAUGGGAAUGACGGUGGAAUCCUGGAUGACAAGCUUCUCAGCAACAACGAAGGAGGUAUAUUUGAUGACCCACCUGCCCUCUCGGAAGGAGGGGUAAUGAUGCCUGAGCAGCCUCCCCACGACGAUUUGGAUGAUGAUGACAACGUCUCAAGUGAGUGCUUAGCUUUUGCGUAUUAA
Gekko japonicus is the source of this 1008-nucleotide messenger RNA. It is a transcript of the gene RAD21, whose product is annotated as RAD21 cohesin complex component. The coding region runs from base 172 to 1008 and encodes 278 amino acids. Gene Ontology annotation, cellular component: cohesin complex; synaptonemal complex. Gene Ontology annotation, molecular function: protein binding; chromatin binding. The record is from RefSeq and is a predicted model, not a curated record. NCBI's taxonomy places the organism in Eukaryota, Metazoa, Chordata, Lepidosauria, Squamata, Gekkonidae. Gene Ontology annotation, biological process: synaptonemal complex assembly; replication-born double-strand break repair via sister chromatid exchange; mitotic sister chromatid cohesion. The transcript is spliced from 7 exons.